This is a messenger RNA of Mauremys mutica (yellowpond turtle), 1826 nucleotides long. RefSeq names its product unc-93 homolog A (gene UNC93A). NCBI's taxonomy places the organism in Eukaryota, Metazoa, Chordata, Testudines, Geoemydidae. The record is from RefSeq and is a predicted model, not a curated record. The transcript has 10 exons. The coding region runs from base 167 to 1549 and encodes 460 amino acids.
GCAAUGACUCCUCUCGCACUGCAGUCAGGUCUUUGAAAAAAUUAACAAAGCUACUGCCUCCGGAGAAUCCACUGCAGAGCCCAAUGCAUGCUAAGAAAUCAUGCACCAGCUGGGCCACUUGGAUCAACACCUUUAACUGACAGGCCUUUAUCUUCUAUGAACCAACAUGGAAAGGAAUCUUAAGAAUGUUCUUGUCAUUUCUUUUGGAUUUUUACUUCUAUUUACUGCUUAUGGAGGGCUGCAGAGUCUGCAGAGCAGUCUCCACUCUGAAGAGGGUCUUGGCGUUGCCUCACUAAGUGUUAUCUAUGCAGCUCUCAUCCUAUCUUCCAUGUUUCUCCCUCCAAUCCUCAUUAAGAAGCUGGGCUGCAAGUGGACCAUUGCAGGCUCCAUGUGCUGCUACAUCGCAUACUCCUUGGGCAACUUCUAUGCCAGCUGGUACACGCUAAUCCCUACCUCCAUAAUCCUAGGACUUGGGGGAGCCCCUCUCUGGUCUGCUAAAUGCACCUAUCUCACAAUAGCUGGCAAUUUGUAUGCCCAAAAGGCAGGGAAAAUUGGAAGAGAUGUCAUCAAUCAGUAUUUUGGGCUCUUCUUUCUCAUAUUCCAGUCUUCUGGAGUCUGGGGAAAUCUUAUUUCAUCUUUGAUAUUUGGCCAGACUACCACCACAGUAGCGGAAGUCUCAGAAGAAGACCUGAUGUGCUGUGGAGCAUAUGACUGCAUGACAAAUGCUACAACUAACACCACUGCAUCGAGUGGGCCAAGCAAGACCUUAAUCUAUAUCCUGUUGGGUGUCUACACUGGUAGUGGUGUGAUAGCUGUGUUGCUGAUUGCUCUAUUUCUGGAUCAAAUCAAAGCCAACCAAGCAGAGAGUGAGACAGAAAAGAUGCAGACACAGUCCUUUUGGUCCACAUUCCUAGCAACUUUCCAGCAUCUUAAAGAUAAGCGACAGUGUCUCCUAAUCCCUCUGACAAUGUACAGUGGGUUUGAGCAGGCAUUCCUUGCUGGUGACUAUACAAAGUCAUAUGUGACCUGUGCCCUGGGGAUACAUUUUGUUGGUUAUGUGAUGAUCUCCUUUUCAGCUGCAAAUUCAUUCUGCUCUCUGCUCUUUGGAAAGAUUUCCCAGUUUACUGGCAGAAAAGCCCUAUUUGCAUUAGCUGCAGUUACAAACCUUGCCUGUCUAAUAGCACUAUUGCUGUGGAAACCUCACCCAAACCAACUUGCUGUAUUCUUCAUAUUCCCUGCUCUUUGGGGCAUAGCUGAUGCCAUCUGGCAGACACAAACCAAUGCACUCUAUGGAGUUUUAUUUGAGAAGCACAAAGAGGCAGCCUUUGCUAAUUAUCGACUCUGGGAGUCAUUGGGAUUUGUCAUCGCCUUUGGAUACAGCACCUUCUUACAUGUUUACGUCAAACUGUACAUCGUAAUGGCUGUGCUGGUGGUGGCUAUAGUGAUGUAUGGGGCACUUGAAUACCUGGAAGCAAAGGACUUGCCUGGAACACCUACCACUGUGAAGGAGGAAAUAACCGGAUCUGUAGUCCAGCAAACACGCCUUUAAACCCAACAGGAUCAGAGCAGUGGAAACAAAGAAUGCUGGGCAGCUCAGCACAACUGAUUUCUUUAAGGGAGAUUCAAAGUGUUCAAUCAGAUUUUAGAAGAAUAUAAAGGAACUGUUUUCCCAGUUAGGCUAAUAAAAGAAAUAGGAAUAAAUCUCCUUUCAUACCUCUGGUUGUUGAAAGAUUAUCUGACUUUGUCAUUUCACUCAAACUCUUACUAAUAAUGACCAACUAUUUUUAAAAAAAUUAUAUUGGAUUUUUUUUACAAAUAAAAUUUUA